Yamadazyma jaroonii is the source of this 1491-nucleotide messenger RNA. Lineage: Eukaryota; Fungi; Ascomycota; Pichiomycetes; Serinales; Debaryomycetaceae. The record is from the annotation of a GenBank genome assembly.
AUGGCUGACAGAGUAAAGAGAAGAAAAGAUCCAAGAUCGAUUAACUUGAAAUCUAUAAGUAUUCCACAUCCUUUAGGGGUUAAACCCGAAGGAAAUUCACUUCUUAAUCCUGAUAUCGAAGUUAGAAGUCAAUCAUUGGGAUAUUUAUCUAAAUUAGAUGAUGAGACUAUCAUGACAUUACUAUCAUAUCUCGAUAUAGAAGGAUUGAAGAAUUUCAUGUAUGUUUCCAAAGUUACUUAUGCAUUUACCAGUGAAGAGGAAAUAUGGAGAAGAAUUUAUACUGAAAAUUUCCAUGGUCAAGAGGAUUUCAAUUGGAAAGGUAGUUGGAAGAAAUCUAUAUUGGGACAUAAUAAUAUAGAUAUAAAGGUUGAUAUCAAUAGCGAUGUUAUUUAUAGACCCUUCCAAGUUAGAAGUAUUGACUAUACUAAGUUAUUUGGAAAUUUGGUCGAAGAUGAAUUGAACAAUAAACAUUCCAACAAUAAUCCUCCCAAUAGAAUACCCAGAUUCAAAUCUCAUGAAGUAUCAACGUUACCUAAAACCCCAUUUAUAUUGACCGAUGGAGAAUGGCCACAAUGGAAACUUGAAGAUUUGGUUGAGAAGUAUGGGUCAGUAACUUUCACACAAGAAAGUGUUAAAUGGGAUUUAAAGACAUUCUCAAACUAUUUGAAGAACAAUAUUGAUGAAUCACCACUUUAUCUAUUCGACUGUAGGAGUGAAGCAAUGAAAUCAAUCCGUAAUGAUUAUGAAGUUCCAGAAUUAUUCAAGAAAGAUUACUUCAAGUUGCUUGGAGAUAGUAGACCUGAUCAUUCAUGGAUUAUCAUAGGUUCUAAAAGAAGUGGAUCUACAUUUCAUAAAGAUCCAAAUAAUACAAGUGCAUGGAACAUCGCCUUACAAGGAAGAAAAUUCUGGGUGAUGAUCCCCCCUAAUAUAACACCACCAGGAGUUAUGGUGGAUGACGAAGAGAGUGAAGUUACUAGUCCUUUGAGUGUAGGAGAAUGGAUUUUAAGUGGAUUCUACAAUGAUGCGCUCAAAAUACCUGAAGUAUUGAUGGGUAUAACGUUCCCAGGAGAAUGCAUGUACGUUCCAUCCAAUUGGUGGCAUUUGGUGAUUAAUCUUGAUGAUUCGAUAGCUAUCACAGAGAAUUUCGUACCUGAUUGUAGAUUGCAUAAUGUAUUGAGUUUUUUCAAAGAUAAGCCGAAUCAAAUCAGUGGAUUCAAAUUAAGCGACAUCAAUGAUUUAAUCGAUAAAUUGUCAUACAAGUGUCCUCAAGUAUCAGAUUUCCAACAAAAAUUGAAGGAGAGUAAACUAGAUUUAUUCGCAGAUUGUGGAGAAUUAGAAUCUUUGCCUGAUAUACCAAUUUUCGAUAUCUUUAAACAAUUAUUGAUCGAUAACGGAUAUGAAAAGGAGUUGAAUAGUAGUAUGGACGAAAUAAAUAAGACAUGGAAUAACUUAACAAGUGAUUCCACCACAUUCAAAUUCAAUUUUGAAUGA